Messenger RNA from Phyllotreta striolata, 540 nucleotides. The record is from the annotation of a GenBank genome assembly. Lineage: Eukaryota; Metazoa; Arthropoda; Insecta; Coleoptera; Chrysomelidae.
UCACGUACCGUCAUCACCAACCACGUGCGCGUGCCUCACCCAGUUCCAGUACCUUACCCAGUCGACAGAGCCGUACCAGUACCGGUUGAAAGAAUAGUCCAUGUGCCAGUUGAUAGGCCCGUUGCCGUGCCAGUCGACCGACCGGUGGCUGUACCGCACCGAGUCGAAGUACCCGUCGAUCGGCCUGUGCCCGUUCACGUUCCCCAGCCGUACCCCGUAACCGUGGAACGGCAAGUGCCCGUUCACAUCGAAAGGGCAGUGCCGGUUCCGGUUAGAGUGCCCGUCAGAGUCAACGUGCCCGUUCCUUACAAAGUGGGAGUACCGCAGCCCUAUCCCGUGGAAGUGGCCAAGCCCGUGGCGGUGCCCGUGCCCCAGCCCGUUGUGUACAGGGAGCAAGUACCGGUGCCGCAACCCGUUGUGGUUAGAGAGCAAGUACCGGUUGCUCAACCUGUUGUGGUUAGAGAGCAAGUUCCUGUGGCUCAGCCCGUUUUGUACAGGGAUGCGUUGAAUUCUUUCGUGCCUUCGCAUGUGAGACAACAU